AUGUUGGAGUGUCGGUUCAUCGAAUAAGCAAUAGCUCGCAUUGCAGAUAUACGUUUUUGCUUAAUCGAGUUUUGAAUGAUUUCAAAUCACAAUGAGUAUCGUUCCACUAAAAAUCUAUGAAAUACUGGAAAAGGCAGUGAAUGGCAACAUUGAAAAUUUCGAAGUUAAUGUGCAAGAUCCCAAUAAGAAAGGUGAAGGGUUUCUAGGACAGAUAUUUUUCGUUUCAUUGAGAGACAAGUAUACUGGUAAGCAGCUGCACUUUGUGGUGAAGCAAGCUUUUUCCGAGCAAAAUAUAAGAGACAUGCACCCGAUUAGGGACGUCUUUGUCACCGAAAUCUACUUUUACAAGAAACUAUGGCCGAAAUUAUUAAAAUUUCAAGAAAAAGUUUCUCCAGCGAACCGUUUUGUCCAUCUGGCAAAGUGCUUCGCUACGGCAUCGGAAGAGAACUGCGAGAGACUGCUGCUUGAAAAUUUAAAAUAUCAAGGAUUUGUGAUGCACGACAAGAAAAAAGCUUUGGAGAAAGAACAGUUCGAGUUCAUUUUUAAAGUUUACGGGAAACUGCACGCUAUCUCAUUCGCAUAUAAGGCUUUGGACCCUGAAAGCCUUUUAGAGUUGGUUGAGGGAGUGACCGAUGUGUGGAUAGUUAUGUCUCACAAGUCACAUUUUCAUGAUGCUGUCAAAAUAAUACACGAGGAGUCUUUGGAGUAUUUAGAACCAAGUGUGGAGGGCGCUAUUAUUAAAAAAUAUAAGCACUACGUUGAUGAUGGACUUGACUUACUUCUCAAAAGUCUGGCUAAGGGAAAAUACACUGCCAUUACCCAUGGGGAUUGUUGGAGUAAUAAUAUGAUGUUCAAAUAUGACAACUCCGGCGAGACAGUCGACGUAAGAUUCUUGGACUUCCAAAUGUUUAGAGUGGGAUCUCCAGUUUGCGAUCUGUCGUAUUGUUUGUACUCUGGAGGCACCAAAGAAGUCUUCGACGAUUUGGACCACUUGCUCCACGUCUACCACGAUAGUCUUUCAGAAAGCCUUAGGGAGUACGGAUGUGAUCCAAUGGAAUUAUAUCCCUUGGAAGCAUUAAAGAAUGAUUGGAAAGUGCACUGCCAGUUUGGAGCGGCUAUGGGUCUUAUGUUAUGGAGGGCAAAGUUGACCUAUGAUAACGAUGUGAUGGAUCUUUCCGACAUGUGUGAAGAUGAGGAAGGUGUAAAGAAGUUUUUCCAAGCCAACUGCGAUGAGAAUACUUUUAAGGAAAGGGUGAGAGAUAUUGUUACUCAUUUGUAUGAGAAUAACUACAUCAUUUAGGCGGUAUGUACUUAAUUCAAUUGUUUAGGAUUUAAUUGUUUCAAUUUUAGGAAAUUAUACUUUACUGUUAUCAUGUGUUAAAUAUACCAUAUUUGUAGGGUA
Messenger RNA from Anoplophora glabripennis (Asian longhorned beetle), 1402 nucleotides. RefSeq lists its product as uncharacterized. NCBI's taxonomy places the organism in Eukaryota, Metazoa, Arthropoda, Insecta, Coleoptera, Cerambycidae. The transcript is spliced from 2 exons. The record is from RefSeq and is a predicted model, not a curated record. Bases 92 to 1300 code for a protein of 402 amino acids.